AGAUGUUCCGCACUCUGACCUCGGCCAGUGUGGCCCUGGGGCCGCGGGUGGCGGGCUGGGUGCGCACCAUGGCCUCGCACCAGCUGCUGGUGGCUCCCCCAGAGGCCCUGCUCAAGCCCCUGUCGGUGCCCAGCCGGCUCCUACUGGGGCCCGGGCCCUCCAACCUGGCUCCGAGGGUCCUGGCAGCCGGGGGCCUGCAGAUGAUCGGCCACAUGCACCAGGAGAUGUACCAGAUAAUGGACGAGAUCAAGCAAGGCAUCCAGUACGUGUUCCAGACCAGGAAUCGCCUCACGCUGGCGGUCAGUGGCUCUGGGCACUCUGGCCUGGAGGCUGCCCUGUUCAACAUCCUGGAGCCUGGGGACUCCUUCCUGGUCGGGGUCAACGGCAUCUGGGGGCAGCGGGCAGCCGAAAUCGGGGAGCGCAUUGGAGCCCGCACACACCAGAUGACCAAGGAACCCGGAGGCUACUACACCAAGCAGGAGGUGGAGGAGUGCCUGGUCCAGCACAAGCCGGUGCUGCUGUUCCUGACCCAAGGGGAGUCAUCCAGCGGUGUGCUGCAGCCCCUCGACGGCUAUGGGGACCUCUGCCACAGGUACCAGUGCCUGCUCCUGGUGGACUGUGUGGCAUCCCUGGGCGGGGCCCCCAUCCACAUGGACCAGCAAGGUAUCGACAUCUUGUACUCGGGGUCCCAGAAGGUCCUGAACGCCCCUCCGGGCACCGCACUCAUCUCCUUCAGUGACAAGGCCAAAAAUAAGAUCUACACCCGGAAGUCGAAGCCCUACUCCUUCUACCUGGACAUGACGUGGCUGGCCAACUUCUGGGGCUGUGACGACAAGCCCAGGAUGUACCAUCACACCACCCCGGUCAUCAGCCUGUACAGCCUGAGAGAGAGCCUGGCCCUCAUCGCGGAGGAGGGCCUGGAGAACAGCUGGAGACGGCACCGGGAGGUCACUGCCUACCUACAGGGGCGCCUGCAGGGGCUGGGCCUGCAGCUCUUCGUGAAGGACCCGGCUCUCCGGCUGCCCACUGUCACCACGGUGGCCGUGCCCGCUGGUUACGACUGGAGAGACAUCGUCAAGUACCUCAUAGACCACUUCUCCAUCGAGAUCACCGGCGGCCUGGGGCCCUCCGUGGGGAAGGUGCUGCGGAUCGGCCUCCUGGGCUGCAACGCCACCCGGGAGAACGUGGACCGAGUGACGGAGGCCUUGCAGGAGGCCCUGCAGCGCUGCCCCAAGAACAAGCUGUGACCGGCCGCAC
Messenger RNA from Molossus molossus (Pallas's mastiff bat), 1257 nucleotides. RefSeq names its product alanine--glyoxylate and serine--pyruvate aminotransferase (gene AGXT). Gene Ontology annotation, molecular function: L-serine:pyruvate transaminase activity; L-alanine:glyoxylate transaminase activity. Bases 3 to 1247 code for a protein of 414 amino acids. The transcript is spliced from 11 exons. The record is from RefSeq and is a predicted model, not a curated record. Gene Ontology annotation, cellular component: peroxisome. Lineage: Eukaryota; Metazoa; Chordata; Mammalia; Chiroptera; Molossidae.